This is a messenger RNA of Solanum dulcamara, 1205 nucleotides long. RefSeq lists its product as uncharacterized. The coding region runs from base 1 to 1179 and encodes 392 amino acids. The transcript has 2 exons. Gene Ontology annotation, molecular function: DNA binding. The record is from RefSeq and is a predicted model, not a curated record. Lineage: Eukaryota; Viridiplantae; Streptophyta; Magnoliopsida; Solanales; Solanaceae.
AUGUCAGACGAUUCGGGGCUUCGUGAUCAACUACUGGAGAAGAAUGAAAUCUCCGAUAGUUACAAUCAAGUUGAUCAACAGAGUGAUUCAACGACAGUGGUGGAGGAACAGAACAAUGAAAUCUCCGAUAACCCUGACAAUUCAGACAACGGUUCUCUGCAAACCAAAGACUCCAAAGGUAGUAGCCCUGUUGACACGGGAACCGCAUGGGUUUACAGAGAUGAAAAUGGAAAACAGUUUUUCGAAAAGCAAUUAAGCGAAGACGACAUUACUGGAGAUCACUUAGAGAUUCCCAGGAGAUUGGCGCAUUAUAUACAGAGUUUGAAAUUACAACGGCGCGUUGAUGCUGGAGAAAAAACACGAAAAGUCAAUUUGGUAUGCGAUAAUAGAGACAAUGAAUGUUAUUAUUUCACUGGACAAUGGAAGGAUUUCGUUAAGGAAAAUCAAUUGAAAGCUAAUAAGGAUUUGGUACUACUUGAGAUUUCUCAGCAAUUCGGCCUUCGAAUCGGAUACACUUGUGACCAAAAAGCUAUUGACAUGAAUAACCGUGUACUCCUCAGGCGUUUGUCUAGAGCUGAUGUAAAAGGCCUAUACGUAAAAAAGUUGUGUGAACGAUAUUCGUAUAGUCGUGGUGGUACAGGAUUAAUAGAGAUAGAACCAGUUGUUGAGAUGAAAUUAUGUUCGCAAAUUGUGUACAGAUAUGGUGGCCGUACUAAAGGUGUAAUGUUCAUACAGCUACCGAAGAAAGACGUUGAAGAGAAUUUGGGCCGUGACCUUCCUCUUCCUGCAGCAGGCGGAGAAAUUGCUCUGCCUUUAUUUGAUCCAGUGGGGAACAAUUUGGUCGAAAUGAAAUUAUUGCAUACUGAGAUGGGUGAUCAAUACCAUCUUGGAGGGGCAUGGGAAGUGUAUGCUGCAAAACAUGGCUUAUUAAUUUCUGAUACAAUUUUUCUUGACAAGGUAACCGUGCAAACGGGAAAUGAUCAUGAUAAGCUGAAUACUGCACAAUUUUCGUGUCACUAUGAAAUCACUUAUCAGAGACGAAGACGAGGAGGCACUAAAGAUCAGAGCGGACCAGCAGGGCCUGCUAAUUCUGUUGAAGAUGUAGCUCGUGUUCGUGAAUUAAGUGAUUCAUCUGAAUAUGUAGGUGAUUCAUCGUGGCUCCAAUAUUGCACUCCAUAAUUUCAGUUAUGGGCCAGCUUUUACCU